Priapulus caudatus is the source of this 1812-nucleotide messenger RNA. RefSeq names its product transmembrane protein 230-like. Bases 129 to 476 code for a protein of 115 amino acids. Lineage: Eukaryota; Metazoa; Priapulida; Priapulimorpha; Priapulimorphida; Priapulidae. Gene Ontology annotation, cellular component: endomembrane system. The record is from RefSeq and is a predicted model, not a curated record. The transcript has 4 exons.
GUGUCGACCCCAGGGUUGGGAAUCUUCCCAUUAUUUGGGCAAGGGAGUUGAAGGGACGUACUGUUACAAUUGUAACAGAAAUUGCCACAUACGGACCGACGUUCAGUGAACUUGUUGGUGUCAAAAAUAUGAAACGGAGGAGUACUAAAAUGGGGGAUUCCUCAAUCAGAUAUCAAAAACUACAUGCGGAAGAUGAAGGUUUUGUAGAUUUACAAUUCCAGAGACCUCCACCUACAAUACCUUACAAAGCUAUCUUACUAGCAGUUAUACUCUGUUUGUUGGGAACAUUAUUAAUCACUAUCAGUGCCUUGCUUAUGACUGGCCACAUCAAUGCUAAGUAUGGUGACAGGAUGUGGCCAUUGCUAAUACUGGGAUCCAUCCUCUUCAUUCCCGGAGCUUACCAUGUGAGAAUAGCUGUCUAUGCAUACAAGGGCUACGUUGGCUACUCCUACGACGACAUCCCCGAAUUUGAUUGACCAGUAGGGAAAUGUCUACAGGGUAUGUGAUAGUAGUUAUUACGAUUGAUAUCACUGUGUGCACCUAAUUAUUGGUGAUUAUUCAUUAUGUGUGCGAAAUAUGCAGAUGCUAGUUGUGCAUGAUUUUCUUGUAUUUUUUGCAUAGCAACUUGAAAAUAUUGCCAAGUUUUCCUAUCUGCCAGACAAUCGGUAUCAAGGUAAUGAAAUCAGCUUGUAAAAGUAGUACUUUGUCUGUAUUUGGUUAGUGCGACCAUACAGUGAGAGACUUUAUGAGUAAGCAGUGAACACAUCAUUUAUCAAGGCAUUCUGAAAAUCUGAUAUGUCUGUAUGAAGUGUAUGAAAAGGUAAUAGAUAGCAUGUCUACUUGGAACAUUUUAAUGGAGGAGUAUAUUGAUUGCAUUUAAUGAUAUGAAUAUCAUAUAAGAUAUAAGAAUAAAUGGAAAUGAUUUUCUAGAACUUGCACACGUGCCAUUUUUACGUGUGAUACAAUAAAUGAACACUAGUCUGCAUGAGAUUUUAAUGGAUGUUUGUGUGGAGGUUUCUUGACCUGGUAUGGUACAUGCAUAGAUUUGUCUACCAGGCUAGUCUAUAUAUUUACAAAAGAAAUGCAUGUAGAAUGAAAGAAGUUGGGUCCAAUGUGACACUGUCAUUCUAUCAUCACCUUUAUUCAAUCACAUUGGCUCUUGAUGUCACUCGUGUUUUCUUGGGUGGCCCUGAACAGUUUCCCUUCGUACAAAGUAGUACAUCUGCGAGUAGCGUCUGUGAGUGGGGUGUGCCCUGUUGUGAUAUUUGCACACUACCUAUAAUUUACUUGUUUGGAACCUGCAGCUAUAGAGUGAACAAAUGUGUGGAACCAUACUGCACUGAAUGUACUCAAUGUAGUAGGAUGUAAUAUGUACGUGGUAUGGUUAUGAAUUAUAUUGAGGUUUACAAGAAGAAAAAUAUCUUCCAGUUACAUUUCAGUUAACUGAUAGUGCAAUUACAUUUCACAGUAAUUGUGUUAGAUGUAAUCAAGAGCAUAUAAAGAAGGAGCAGCAUAUACCUUCUUUAUAUGCUCUUGAUGUAAUCGUUAUCUAGCAUUGUGUUACGCUCUGAAUUCAUCUUAACAGACGAACUCUUAUACGGUAUUUGAAUGUGGUCUAGAACUUGUAAUACAUAUUUCGGUGUCAGGGAAAUGUACAUAUUGAUUGUAUUGUAUCACAUUGUUCUUUCAGGGUCGUAUUAUUUUAGGCAGUAUUUAAUUUAACAAAAUUAAUAUGCAAUAGAGUGCAGCUUGUGCAUUCCAAAUAUUUUUUUGUAUAGUAUUCUCACUUAAUAAUACAUGCUGAACAUUAUA